ACAUGUGUAACAUUGGUGUAGACGUAACCCCAACUUGUAUUCAUCAUUCAUCAAACGCGUUUGCAGAUUUGUUGAAAUAAAAUGAACUCUAUACGAACAUUGUUAAUAAAAAGUCGUCUUGACGCAGUGCCAUUAAGAAACUAUGCGUUUAAAAGUGAUUUGAAAAUAAAAUGGGUGCGUCCCGAGAAGAUUUCGUGCAUCAAACCGCAGAAAAGUGGCGAUUUAGAGCCGAUGCCUCAAAUCAAAAAUUCUCAGCUUGCUUACGAUUUUCGAAACAGCAAGGAAUUGGAAACUGCUGAUGAAUUAGUGCGACGAUUAUUUACCCUAGAGUUUCAGCCGCGUAAGAAGGCAACACAAGUGUACAUUAGAUCAGUAGUCGCGAAUGUGAACCGGCAUGAUCUUGACAAAGGUUCAAUUGAGGCAAGAAUCGCACGUUGGACGGGAGCUAUUCGUGCUCUUCAGGAACAAGCCGAGAAAUUCCCACGUAAUUUACGACUUAAAGUCAAUCUAAAGGAACUUAUCGACAAGAGAAAGAAGCAUUUGAAGUAUUUAAGAAGAUGGGAUUACAAAAAGUUUGAAUGGUUGCUUGAGUCAUUGAAUAUUGUCUAUAAACCACCACCAAAUGAAUUCAGAUGGGUAGUNCCAACCAAACGCGGAUAA
Dalotia coriaria is the source of this 660-nucleotide messenger RNA. Its product is annotated as small ribosomal subunit protein uS15m-like. The record is from RefSeq and is a predicted model, not a curated record. Lineage: Eukaryota; Metazoa; Arthropoda; Insecta; Coleoptera; Staphylinidae. Gene Ontology annotation, biological process: mitochondrial translation. Gene Ontology annotation, cellular component: ribosome; mitochondrial small ribosomal subunit. Gene Ontology annotation, molecular function: structural constituent of ribosome; RNA binding.